Molecule: messenger RNA, 1788 nt
Organism: Microcebus murinus (gray mouse lemur)
Lineage: Eukaryota; Metazoa; Chordata; Mammalia; Primates; Cheirogaleidae
Product: melanoma antigen preferentially expressed in tumors-like
Biological process (GO): negative regulation of cell differentiation; negative regulation of apoptotic process; positive regulation of cell population proliferation
Cellular component (GO): cytoplasm
Source: RefSeq, a predicted model, not a curated record
UGGGCUUCCCUCUGCCACCCUGUCGCCUGCCCACCAGGCCUGGACCUCGCUCAGCAGCUGCCCGUCCUCAGCGCACGUACGCAGAAGAUGUGCCAGGACAGAAGGCGGCGAUGAGCAGACAAGGCCCCCUCAGCCUCUGGGACCUGGCGGCGCAGAGCCUGCUGAGCGACGAGGACUCUGCCCUGCGGGCCCUGGGAGAGCUCCCCGCCGGCCUCUUCCCCGCGCUGUCCGCUGCUGCUUUCGCCGGGGGCCACGCGAGGACCGUGACAGCCAUGGUGCAGGCCUGGCCCUUCCCCUGCCUGCGCCUGGGGUCGCUGAGGGAUCAGUCGAUAACUCAAGGCCUGCUGGAAGCAGUGCUGGAUGGGCUGCAGGGCGCCCCCCCGCCCACUGCCGGCCCCAGGAGAUCGAAGCUCAGGGUCCUGGACUUCACCCACGACUUUGAGCACGCCAACUGGGAGGAGUGCUCCGAGACCUUGCCGGCCCCGUUUGUCAUCACACACAUGCUGGAAGAGCCGGAGGCAGACCAGCCGACCCCCAGUGCCAGAGAGCAGCCCCCGUGGGACCGAGAACCCGUGGAAAUACACACAGACCUUUUCUUGGGCGGUCUGUUCGGGUUCUUCCACCUGGCUGGGUUCCCCUCGUACAUACUGCAGAGGGUGGAGAGGAGCCGCGGCUGCCUGCGCCUCCGCUGCCGCGCGCUGGUCAUCAGCCAAGUGCCGCUCCGCAGCCUCGUGGAGAUCCUGGGCAUGCUGGAGCUGGAGGCCAUCCGGGAGGUGCGGCUGCACCACCCCAGCAGGUUCUGCUUCCUGGCCGACCUGGUCCAGCUCUUCACCCAGGUCGGGCAGAUGUGCAACCUGGGCAACCUCAUCAUGAGCGACAUCCCCUGGGACUUCCCCGCCGACUGCUUCUCCCUGCUGAGUCCCCUGGGCCACCUCCAAAAGCUCCACCUCAUCUUCGGCUGUCUCUCUGGCCAGCUGCAUAAGAUGCUCAGUGGUCUGCAGAAGCCACUGGAGACCCUGGUGAUCAAUGGAUGUCGGCUCACUGAGAAUGAUAUCGCCUACCUGUCCCAGAGCAUCCACGCCACCCGCCUGAAGGAGUUGGUCCUGUGUAGCAAUAACCUGUCCCAAACGGUCCCCGGGCCCCUAGAGGUUCUGCUGGGUGAGGUCUCAGGCACCCUGCAGCACCUGAACUUGAGAAGCUGCCGGCUGAAGGAAGCCCAGCUCAGGGCCCUCCUGCCUGCCCUGUGCUGCUGCGCCCGCCUCCGCUCCCUCGUCUUCUACGACAACGUCAUCUCCACCUCGGGCAUCAUGAACGUGCUUCGGCACUUAGCAGGGCUGAAGGAGCUGAAGCGCGUGCAGUACCCCGUCCCCGCCGAGUGCGUUGUGUACCUGGAUGAGUACAGGUGGGAGAACCUCAACAGAGGGGAGCUCGCCCGCGUGCACACCAAGCUGCAAGAGCUGCUGCAGACGCUGCAGCGUGCCGACGUGGAGCUGACCACAUCCACCUCGCUGGCCUAGCGCGUGGGGACGCACAGCUGACCCCUGGGGAGGGCCAGCAGUGGGUCUCGGAGCUGUGUCCAUGGAGCGGAUGGUGUGGCCUAAAGGAAACUACCGAAGCGAGAAACACCAUGGCGAGCACCCUAGUGGUUAGCGCUGUUUCCGCAUAUUGCUGGGACCGACUGUUCACGAAGUCAGCAGGAGGUGGUUGAGAAUCUACACUGUGCAGCUGGUGUUCUAAUGCCGGGUAUUAAAAGACAAGCUCUCCCAGCCAUUGUCUGUCUGGUCUGUC